CAUACGCCCUCAACGUCGACCUGGCACCUGCAGCCGCUUUCUGGUAAUAUUUCCCCAUCUCCAGAACGUGAAUACGGUCACGCAACAACCCCCCCGGCGGAACCCGAUCAGAUUAUCCAAGAAUCUGCAACAGCUGAUCUGAAAACCCGCUGCCGAGCCAAGACCGACGACAAAUCAAGAAGAUCACGGAACGUGGCCAACGUUGGAGCGAACAGUAUUUUGCUCUUAUUAACUGACAGACUGUGCUUCGAUCUCUAGUCGUUCAAGUCACGCAUUCUCCACCUAAAAGUGAACAAAUACCUCGUCUAUCAACUUAUCGGCAUCCAACAACCCAGAACCAUGGCGCGAACUCCCCAAGAGCUAGCAGAUGAAUGGCUGCGUCUCGACAAAGAUGACUCGACUAGAAACGAGAUCAACAGCCUCCUCAAGCGUGGGGACACGGAUGAGCUGCAGCAACGACUAGGGACCCGGAUUGCUUUUGGAACCGCAGGCCUCCGAGGCCCUAUGAAAGCUGGGUUCGCAUGCAUGAACGCUCUGACCGUCAUUCAAGCCUCACAAGGACUGGCCGCCUACCUUCUCGAGACCGAGGAUGAUGUCCAGCACCGGGGGAUUGUCAUAGGCCGCGAUGCACGCCACAACUCGGAGAAGUUUGCAAAGCUGGCGGCUGCUGCCUUCGUAGCAAAAGGCAUACGUGUGUGGUGGUAUGAGACUCCCAGCCACACUCCCCUGGUCCCAUUCGGAGUGCGGCAUCUCAAUGCUGUCGCCGGGAUCAUGGUCACAGCGAGCCAUAACCCUGCCCAUGACAAUGGAUAUAAAGUCUACUGGUCCAACGGUUGCCAGAUCAUCCCCCCACAUGAUGUGGGGAUCGCGGCUGCUAUUCUCAAGAACCUAGAACCGGUGACCUGGGACACUUCUGUGGUGGACGGCGAGGACGGCGAUGGCUGCUCUCUCUUGGUCGAAGGAUCUCUCAGCCUCGUACAGGACAAGUACUAUGAAGUUGUCUGGACAGCCGUUCUAGGAAAUAGCGAGCAGCCACUAAAGGCACCCGAAAUCAGCUUCGUGUACACACCUCUGCAUGGACUGGGCCUCCUACCUAUGACGCGAACCGUAGAAAUCCUCGACCUUUUCCCAAUUGAGAACAUGCACGUCGUCGAGUCUCAGGCGGAACCUGAUCCAGACUUCCCCACUGUCAAAUUCCCCAAUCCAGAAGAGAAUGGAGCCCUGGAUCUGGCCAAGGCAUUAGCUGACAAGGAGUCCGUAUCCUUGAUUCUCGCAAGCGACCCUGAUGCCGAUCGACUAGCCGUAGCCGAGAAGCACGACGGAGGAUGGCACCAAUACACAGGAAACCAACUUGGCAUCCUACUAGCCUCCUAUCUCCUCGAGGUCCAGGGCCAUACCAGACCUACAAGCGAGCUAGCAAUGCUCGCAUCGACCGUGUCGUCUAGGAUGCUAGCAACUUUGGCUGCCAGAAGAGGAUUCCACUACACGGAGACUCUCACGGGUUUCAAGUGGCUGGGGAACGUGGCUCGUGAUCUCUCUGCUCAGGGCUACAAGGUUAUCUUUGCGUACGAGGAGGCCCUCGGCUAUAUGAUUCCUACUGUGGUCCACGACAAGGACUCGAUCAGUGCUGCUGCGGUCUUCCUGAUGGCAGUAGCAUACUGGAACACAAAGAAUCUCAAGCCUUUUCAGAAGCUUCAGCAGCUCUACGAAGAGCUCGGAUACUUCGAGGAGGCGAACACAUACCUCAUCUCGCCCUCAACCGCCGUCACCAACGAAGUCUUCAGGACAAUUCGGACUCUGCGACAUCCACACCCGACGACACUUGGAAGCAGAAAGAUCCUGGCUUGGAGAGACCUCACGCUCGGAUACGACUCAACGGCAAAGAACCACGUACCGUUUCUGCCUGUAGACAGUACCAGCCAGAUGAUCACGUGCGAUCUGGAUGACCAGGUGCGAUUUACGGUGCGAGGGUCUGGCACGGAGCCGAAGAUCAAGCUGUACAUCGAAUGCCGAGCGUCUACCCGUGCAUCUGCGAGAGCUGGGGCGGACUCGGUCCUGAAGGAUUUGCUGAGCGAGUGGUUUGUUCCCGAGAAGACUGGGCUUCGACUGGCAUGAGGUUUGAGCGGGAUGGGCCACGAGACUGAUCGGGCGUUCGGGAUAGAGCAUCAUUUCCUUGGCAAGACAUGCUAAUGGAUGGGCGGCGAUGUUCGUUGUUCGUUUUCGGAAGAUUCCUAC
This is a messenger RNA of Mytilinidion resinicola, 2235 nucleotides long. Its product is annotated as phosphoglucomutase-like protein. NCBI's taxonomy places the organism in Eukaryota, Fungi, Ascomycota, Dothideomycetes, Mytilinidiales, Mytilinidiaceae. Gene Ontology annotation, molecular function: magnesium ion binding; phosphopentomutase activity. The transcript has a single exon. Gene Ontology annotation, biological process: purine ribonucleoside salvage; carbohydrate metabolic process. Bases 340 to 2115 code for a protein of 591 amino acids. The record is from RefSeq and is a predicted model, not a curated record.